This is a messenger RNA of Gasterosteus aculeatus aculeatus (three-spined stickleback), 4735 nucleotides long. RefSeq names its product FA complementation group D2 (gene fancd2). NCBI's taxonomy places the organism in Eukaryota, Metazoa, Chordata, Actinopteri, Perciformes, Gasterosteidae. Gene Ontology annotation, biological process: interstrand cross-link repair; homologous chromosome pairing at meiosis; mitotic intra-S DNA damage checkpoint signaling. Gene Ontology annotation, molecular function: DNA polymerase binding. Gene Ontology annotation, cellular component: condensed chromosome; nucleus. The record is from RefSeq and is a predicted model, not a curated record.
GCAUCCGAUCUCAUUGGAUGUGAGAAAUACCCCAAAUACGUUAAGUAGUCACGGGUCACUUAAAUCCUUUAAGUAGUCACGGGUCAUUAUCUCGACAGAUUUCUCACCCGCCCAUCAACGGACAACAGGACUAUCUAAAACAUGCAGCCUAAUGCUCAAACAUUAGAGACCGUACACAAUAUGUUGUGCCCUUAGUAGUAUUGAACAACGGACCACUUUUAAAAGCACAACAUAUACUCCAGUCAACAGACUAAGUUAUAAAGAAGAUGAUGCGUAAAAAGCGGCGCAAUUCUGCGGGUAAAGGAGAUGGAGCCACAUCGACCAGUAAGGCAAAGAAGAGUCGCACCACUGCUCCCAAGCCAAAGGAGCCAGCUCCAGAGGAAACCAAUGAAAGUGUAUUUGGUGUCUUUCUUCGGGAGGCAGGUGUCACCUUGAAACAAGCUGGAACAUCCAAUGAGAUCGCUGUCGAUCAAAUCGUUUUCCAAAAAAGGUUGCUGAAACAACUUCAGAAGAGUCCCAGGUUCCCAGGGAUUGUGCAGGAAUUCACUGCUGGGCUGGAGUCUCAUAUUGAGGACCCUGAGCGGUUUAGGAACUGCCUUCUUCCAUGUGUCCCACAAUUGUCUGAUGGAGACUCCGGUAACGUCAGCUCUUUUCAGGAAAGUUUGCUACGCAUGCUGUUGGGGAUUGAGAUGCUGCAGACCGUGAUCAUCAACACUUUGCUCGAGAAGCUCCCUGAAUUUAUGUUUGACGGUGCUGGAGAUGGAGGACUCAACAUUCCUCACACAAUUAUCAACCAGUUUAAAUGGCUGGACCGAGUUGUGGACAGCAAGCAGUUGGCAGCGAAGCUCAUGGAGCUGGUGUCAGUAGCACCAGUGGAGGUUCAGCGUGACAUCAUCAGCAGUUUGCCAGAGAUACUGGAAGACUCCCAGCACAAUGACAUCGCUAAAGAGCUCAACUCUUUACUCCAGGAGAACACUCAGUUGACUGUGCCCAUCCUGGAUGCCCUCUCUAGUUUGAACCUUAGUUCCUCAUUACUUACUGAGGUCCGUGGAGCCGUCAUGGUCACCUUGGGAGCUGUGCAACUGGAGGACCUACCUGUGGUGAUCAAGUUCAUCCUACAUUCUGUCUCAGCCUCUGAUGCAUAUGAGGUGGUGUGUAAUCUUCGUAAAAAGCUGGAGUUGGAGCAGUGUGUUCUCCCCCUGGUGCUGCAGGCCUCUCAGAGCCUCAUGAAGAGCAAAGGAUCAACAGCGUCCGCUGCCACGCCGUCAGCUGGCAGCAGCCAAGACAGCGUUACAUUGGUACUGGACGGCAUCAAGUCAGCGGUGCGAUUCCAGAAAACAAUAUCCGAGGCUUGGCUCAAGGCGAUAGAGUCCGUGGACAAAGAGGAGGACCACAAGGUGUUGGAUCUGCUGGUGCUGUUCAUCCUCCACUCCACCAACGCCAACCAGAGUCGACGGGGGGCAGAGAGGGUGCUGAAGGUGAAAGUGAGGAGUGGAUUCAUCCAGGAGGUUCUACUCCAGAGGACCUUCAGGGACUAUGCUCAGGUCAUGCGGGGGUAUUUCCCCUCCAUCCUGGCUCUGGCUCAGAGCUUGUUGCGCUCCCCUGACCCUUGUGUGGUGCCUUUUGGGGGACACAUGUACCGGCACUCAUUCACUGCGUUCGACUCGUACUGCCAACAGGAGGUUGUCGGCUCCCUGGUAACCCACGUGUGCAGUGGUGUGGGCGGGGAGGUGGACAUGGCCCUCGAGCUGCUCUGCGGCCUUGUGACAGAAAAACACUCCGAAAUGGCCCUUUAUGCAGUUUUUGUCAAGGGAAUCUUAGAUUACAUGGACAACCUCACACCCCAGCAGAUCCGUAGACUCUUCCACCUCCUGAGCAGCCUGGCCUUUGGGCAUCAGCAGCAGGGAUCUCACAUCCAGGACGACAUGCACAUUGUGAUCCGCAAACAGCUCUCCAGCACGGCGCUGAAGUACAAGCGCAUCGGCAUCAUUGGUGCUGUCAGGAUUGUAGGAAGCAUGGGGGCCGCCAGGCUGAAAGGGAAGGAGUCAAAGAAUGUGUCGUUACCGCAGGAGACACUCAGACAGGUGACAGCCCUGUUAGAGCUGGUCAAGUCCAGCAUCGAAAGCUCACCUGAGGCUGCAGCUCUUUACUACGACGAACUGGCCAACCUGAUGCUGAACUCCACCCUGGACCUGCAGGUGCAGGAGAACAUCGGAAAGUGUGUCAUAGAUGAGUUCCAGGUUGACUUUGUUGCGGAUCUCGGACCAGAAAUGUCGGGUUCCUUUCCUCUUACGCCGCGGGUGAUGUACGACCUGGAGGAUCAGGGGAACAUUGCCAUCAACUUGCUGCCACUACUGGCCAAUGAUAUUAAGGCCAAAGGAGAGCAGCAGAGUCAAAGCACAAAGGCCCACAAGCGAGUGUCUCCUCUCAGUCUGUGUCCGUUUUUCCGCCUCCUGAGACUCUGUGAGCACAGAUUGCACCAGGGAGACCUGGAUGAGAUUGACGGCCUUCUGGGCUGCCCGCUGAUCCUGACGGACAUGGACGUGAUGGAGAAAAUGGAGAGCCUGUCAAAAGCCGAGAGAGAAUUCUUCUGUACGUUGCUGUUUUACACCAUCAACUGGUUCAGAGAGGUCGUCAAUGCCUUCUGUGAACAGAAGGAAACCGAGAUGAAGAUGAAAGUGAUGACCCGUUUGCAGAACAUCACUUACCUCCAGACAGUGCUGGAGAGGGCUUUGGCAGUAACACCUGGCUAUGUUCCACCUGUCGCCAACUUUGAUGGAGAAAGCACAGUUGGGGUUUCACUUAGUGCUGCUGCUCCUGUGAAUAAGGCAAAGAAAGAUGGCGCAGGAAAGAAAAGGAAGGCCCCCGGCAAGAUUUCCUCAGAGAUCGCCUCUCAGCUUGACGAGACAACUGAAGCAGACAAAACUCAGCAGGAGCAGCCGGAGAAGGAGAUCCGCCAAGGCGUCAGCCUGGCGUCCUACAGGCCGUAUUUCAGGGAGCUGGACAUGGAGGUGCUUAAUGUGCUGCAGUGUGGCCUGCUGUCGUGCUCACUGCUUGACUCUGAGCUCCACACCAAGGUGCGGGAGGAGGUUCUGCUGGGUCCUGCUGAGCUGGUGUUCCUGCUGGAGGACAUGCAUCGCAAACUGGAGUUCAGUCUCACAGCUGCCCCCGCCAAGAGAACUCCUUUCUUCAAGGGAAGGACCGAUAAGAGCCUGGGCUUCUCCCAUCUGCAACAGAGGAGCUCCAAUGAUAUUGCUGCCUACUGUGUCCAGCUGCUGCCGGCGCUCUGCUCACACCUGGAGAACUGCCACAACCACUUUCAGACACUGCUGUCUGAGAACAACGGCGUUGUGGACGGACCUGCCACGGAUGUUCAGGAGUACAAUCUAAUGUCAUCAAGCUACCAGCUGCUUCUGCAGGUCCUGAACACCACUUUGAGCUGGUCUGGAUUCAGCCAGCCAGGACAGCGGAGCUUACUGAAGAAGGCCCUGGGAGUUCUGGCUGUACGACUAAAAGAGGAAAGCGCCAAGUUGACCUUGCCGCAGCUUGUUAAACACAGCUUCAAGUACCUGGUGAACUUCCGCAGCACAAUGCCAAGUCUCAGCGCGGCCCUGUGUCUCUCCCAGCUUCUGUCCACUGUGUCGGAGAAAGGAGGCGACCCUGCUGCCUUCAGAGAGCAGACGGCUUCCCUAGCAAAGCAAUUCCUCAGCCAAGACUGGGUGACAGCCAGAGGAGAGAAGGAGCGAGGGAACAAAUUCAAUGAAGCCCUUCACACUCUCCUGAGAAUUUACCUGGAGCAUGUCGAUGAUGUGCUGAAGGCAGUGGAGGAAAUAGCUGGAGUGGGAAUCCCUGAGCUCCUUGAUGCAUCCAAAGAGGAGAGCUCUACGUCAUGGCCCACUCUCAACAGGUCAACAUUCCUGGUGUUCUACAAAGUGUUGAUGGCCGAGCUGGAAAAGGCCAUCAGGAAGAUUCCUGCUGGCAAUGUCAGUGACAACACGGAGGCUCAGAGUGAGAAGCUGCUGACGUGGAAUCUGGCUGUCAGAGAUUUUCAUGUCCUGGUCAACUUAGUGAAGGUGUUUGAUUCCAGGCCGGUGCUCAAUGUGUGCCUGAAGUAUGGUCGCCUUUUCCUGGAGUCUUUCCUGAAGUUGGGGAUGCCGCUACUAGACAACAGUUUCAAAAGGCACAUGGAGGAUGUGCAGAGCCUGCUAAAAACCUUCCAGCUCAGCACCCGGCAGCUCCAUCACAUGUGUGGACAUUCUAAGAUUCUCCAGGAUACAAGCCUGACCAAUCACGUACCGGCCUUAAAGAAGAGCCUCGAGCUGUUUGUCUACAGAGUGAAGGCCAUGCUGAUGCUCAACAACUGUCAGGAGGCAUUUUGGAUUGGCAACCUGAAGAAUCGCAACCUGAAGGGUGAAGAGAUUCUAUCUCAGCGGUCAGAAGGAAGUGAUGAGGAUGAAGAUGAAGAUGAGGAGCCACGUUCCCCGCUGCCUCAGGACCUGUCAGAGGUUGAGGCCGCGGAGACGGACUCUGAGGAAAGUAAGACAGUCAACAGAGAGGAAGGUGUGGACGAAGAUGAUGUCACAGAUGACUCUGAUUAACCAAACAAUAAAGUCCUAGGUUUCGAAGUGUCUUUUUAAAGGUAACCUUUUCUAAAUAUAAAUAUUAUUGUAUCUUUAACGAAAUGUGCUGAAUGCUUUAUUCUAUCUAUCAAAAUAAAAAAACCCCACUUAUGUUA